ACGCGCGCUGAUAGGAUCCUGCAGAAGCCUCGCUCCACUUCACCUGUUCGCAUGUGCAGUUUCUCUUUACCUGAAGUUGCAGCACCCUGACGCUUCUACCUAUGGCUAGAAUGAUCCUGUACGCGAGUUGCGGGUUGCUUGUGGCAUUGCUAGCUUUUCCAGGAGCCAGUCGCGCAGAAAUGGUGUUCCGCUGCCCCAGCUGCACCGCGGAGCGCCAGGAUGCUUGCGCGGCGCUCACGGAGAGCUGCGCGGAGAUAGUGCGAGAGCCGGGCUGCGGCUGCUGUCCGGUGUGCGCCCGGAAAGAAGGCGAGCUUUGCGGCGUGUACACUCCGCGGUGCUCCAGCGGUCUGCGAUGCUACCCUAAGCCGGACUCGGACCUUCCGCUGGAGCAGCUGGUUCAGGGCCUCGGGCGGUGCGGACGCAAAGUGGACGCGGAGCUCGCGGGAAGCGUGGAAGUCAGCGAGUGUCCCUUUGGUCGCCGAAUAGGCGAGGUCCUGGAGCUCUCGGAGACGGGCCAGACCGAACUGCCCCCGGUCAGGAAGCCUACCAAGGCCAGCCAGUGGAUGGGACCUAAGGAGAGCGCUGUCAUCCAUCACCGCCACCAGAUGAAGACCAAGAUGAAGUACAAAUCUGAAGAGGGCAAAGUGCCCCGCGCCAAGCUGAGUCAGUGCCAGCAGGAACUGGACCAGGUGCUGGAGAGGAUCUCCAAAAUGCCUUUCCGAGACAAUCGUGGACCUCUGGAGGACCUCUACUCUCUGCACAUACCCAACUGUGACAAAAAGGGCCAGUACAACCUGAAACAGUGUAAGAUGUCAGUGAAUGGGUACCGUGGGGAGUGCUGGUGUGUGGACCCCCACUCCGGCAGACCGAUUCCCACCUCGCCACGGGUGAGAGGAGACCCCAACUGCAGCCAGUACUUUGACGACCUGGACACAGAGCCUGUUCCCCUAAACUAAUCCCGCCCUGCAACCCACGUCGAUCCCCACAACAAGAGCCGAGGUCCCAGAGGACCCUGAAGAAUCAGUGUUUUAAACCCCUCAAAAAGCUACCGAUAGGCUUUGUGUAUAUGUGUGUGUGUGUGUGUGUGUGUGUGUGUGUGUGUGUGUGUGUGUGUGUGUGUGAGGGUGUUUGUGUGUUUUUGUAGAACUGACAUAGUAUACAUGAUAACUCAAAGCAGUGUCAGUGUUAUAGGACUUACCAGGAUUCCCAUUGAUUAAUGGGAGAUUAUUAAGUGUGAGAGUGAAACCUGACAGAAGCAUGCAUACUUUUAUAAGAUGGUUUUAUCAAUCUGAGUUUUAACUGUCAAUUCCUUGAGACUAAUCUCACGGUAAUCCCACGUCCUUUGUGUAGACUUUGCAAACUCAAUGUGUUAGUCUGUAGAGUUUUCACUUUUCGGUGCUAUUCUUCUAACUUCUAAUCUUUUAAAACGGCCACCUACCAUAGUGACUCAUUCUCAUACUUGACUGAAAAUGCUAACGGAAAGAGUGUUUACAAGUGGGACUGCAUGAUAUAAACCAAACAUAAACCCAUCAUAGUACUGCAUGCUAGGAUCAAGGGUCACUAAUAUACACCCCUGAAUCCUCAGUGAUGAAACCAUCAGUGUGCAUUGUUCAUGGUUUUUAGAUGGUUUAUGGUGUACAUUGUUAAUGGAUUAUGGAAAACUCAGAUUGCAUGAAAAACACGUCAACAACCUUUCCUUCUCAGGAAAGACUGAGAACAAUCAGGAGGCUCACAGCCCAGUAAAACAUUUUCAAGUUUAACAUAUAUCUUGAUAAUUCACUUCUAUAGUGCCUUACCAGAUUAUCUGCACGAUGCUCGCUGAUUUGACAUUUACUACCUGUCAGCUCCUAUGGUGCUGCAACGACAAACCUGAGAAUCAGUUAAGUUAAUAAAAAGAACAGUAUGUGUAAUACCA
Messenger RNA from Electrophorus electricus (electric eel), 1915 nucleotides. RefSeq names its product insulin-like growth factor binding protein 2a (gene igfbp2a). Lineage: Eukaryota; Metazoa; Chordata; Actinopteri; Gymnotiformes; Gymnotidae. The record is from RefSeq and is a predicted model, not a curated record. Gene Ontology annotation, biological process: regulation of insulin-like growth factor receptor signaling pathway. Gene Ontology annotation, molecular function: insulin-like growth factor I binding; insulin-like growth factor II binding. Gene Ontology annotation, cellular component: extracellular region.